This is a messenger RNA of Helobdella robusta, 756 nucleotides long. RefSeq lists its product as hypothetical. The record is from RefSeq and is a predicted model, not a curated record. The transcript has 3 exons. The coding region runs from base 1 to 756 and encodes 251 amino acids. Lineage: Eukaryota; Metazoa; Annelida; Clitellata; Rhynchobdellida; Glossiphoniidae.
AUGGCACCUGAUAAAAGUGUAAAAGCAUUCAACGAAGGUCGAGGCCACGCCAUAGAGAGGGAAAACUACCUUGCCGAUUUGUAUAACCCGGACAGAAAGUUAAUUGGUCAAGCAAGGAGUGCAACAAACAAAGAAGAUGAUGGUGAGGAGGAGGAAGAAGAUGAAGAGGUUGAUGAAUCAUCAUCAGCAGCCGCAGAAACAUGGAGUGGACAUGGCAACGGCUACAACUCUCCAAGACCAGCGUAUAAGCAAAACGACUUCAACUCAUACAACCGAUAUAAUAUUUUAAGUGACAUGAAUGACGACAUCAACAACAACAAUGGUGACAUUAACUACGCUGGUCGACAACAGCAGCAGCAUGGCCAUCAAAAUCAUCACAACAAUAGCAACACAACAUGCACUACAAGUAACUCAGGAUGGCUUAACUGUAACUCCCCAUACUACAAAUCAUUCAGCAUGUCCACAACUAAUAACUUUCAAAAAAUCAACGAUCGUGACAACAACUUUGGUAACAGCAUUCACACAAAUGACAUUACACAAAAAUCAUUCACAGGCUAUAAACAAAAAUAUACAAAUACGAACAGUACAUACAAUGCAUACAACAGCAACAGCAGAUUUCAAAAUAACAAGCAUAGAUAUAAUAACCCUAAUUACAAUAGGCAUCAUCAUGACACUAACCAAGGCACAUUACAUGAUGAUGUUACAUCAGAUGUUAAUGUUAUCCCUCCUUACAGCAAAAAGCAAAGACAAUUUUAA